Molecule: messenger RNA, 1562 nt
Organism: Sander lucioperca (pikeperch)
Lineage: Eukaryota; Metazoa; Chordata; Actinopteri; Perciformes; Percidae
Product: growth arrest and DNA damage-inducible protein GADD45 beta-like
Exons: 4
Coding region: 175-645 (156 amino acids)
Biological process (GO): regulation of cell cycle
Cellular component (GO): nucleus; cytoplasm
Source: RefSeq, a predicted model, not a curated record
CGCGUAGUUUAGGUGCCACCCUCUUCUCAGCCCGGGUAUAAAGAGUGAGACGCAACGUUGCCAACAACAAACGCUGCUGACGCUCCUGACCUGCACCGACUCUCAGAGGGAAUAUCCACACCAGUAGGCUACUGUCAAUCGUCUCUCACGGAUUUUCAUUUUUGACUUGCAAACAUGAUUCCAGGGGAAAGCUUCGGGUCCAUCGAGAACAGGAUGCAGUCUGUAGGUCUGGCUCUGGAGGAGUUGCUGGUGACUGCUCAGAAACAAGACUGCCUGACUGUCGGCAUUUAUGAAUCAGCUAAACUUCUUAAUGCAGACCCAGACAGUGUGGUCCUGUGCCUUCUGGCAGCUGACGAUGGAGACGAUGCAGACGAUGUGGCGCUGCAGAUCCACUUUACCCUGCUACAGUCCUUCUGCUGCGAUAGCGGCAUUACCAUCCUGCGAGUCUCAGGCAUUCAGUGUCUCAAGCAGCUGCUGGGUGCUGUGAACGCCAACAGAAACCAGGAAGAGCUCAGAGACCUCCACUGCAUGCUGGUUACGAAUCCCCAGGCGGACCACUGCAGGCUACUAGAGGUGGGGACCUACUGCCGGGAGAGUCAACGCCUUGACCAGUGGGUGCCUGAACUGGUCCUGCAGGAACGCUGAAGGGUCUGACACCCUAAUACACCAACAAACACAAGAGCUUUCGGGGUUCGGAUACUGAUGAACUGAAGGAUCCAUUGUUGCUCAUGCAGGGAUGGCCUGAAGUGGACUGGGACGGGCUAUCCUGACUGAUGACAAGCGGGGACCAAGGACUCCCAUUCCAUGACUAGUCGAAACAGUCAGAGUGGAGACUGUUUACUAUCAAAUCUGCUUUGUGCAAAAGACACAGACAGGAAAGCAGAUUCACAUCCAGACCACAUUGUUUGUACAUUGUCAGUGAAACUAAAUGUGAGCUUCUAUUUGGCUACUUACAAUGUUUAUGGGGUGUGACAAUCAAUAACAGGAGUAGUAGCGUCGAGAGAAAUAUGUCCACACCCCAGCUUGUACCCAGAGGACGUGUGUGUUUCUAAUGAAACUAUGUCCAACAUUCCUGUGGAUUCCGACAUGGGAGAGUCCUUGGAGAGAAGGUGUGUGUGAAUGUGUGGUAUGCUCGUACAAUACCUGUGGUUUUCUUUAGAAAAAACUGGGUUGGCAGCGUGUGCAUUCUUGAAUGAGCAGCUGAACGUGCGGAGGAAUCGUCACCAUGGAAACUGAAAUGGAAAUUGUGUUCAAGUUGGAAGUCAUACAGAAUUUAUUUAUUUCAGGACCAAAGAAAAGGGGGGGCAAUGAACAUGAUGUUUUUGGUCAGGAGUAUAUAGACUGAGCAGAAUAAUGAACUGUCUGAUCUAAUGGAAAAAGUUGUAAAUUCUCAUUGUACUGCAGGAGAAACUACCUAUGCCUAGGAGUGCUGCUUUUUUGAUUAAAUGCUGUUAAAUUCAUAGAAACAGUGCUACACCACUAAUUUAUUGAUUGUAUCACUUGUUUGUGUAUGUAUUCUAAUUUUGUGCUCUGUUAUCUAAGUCAAUAAAUUAUUGUGUUCA